Molecule: messenger RNA, 2757 nt
Organism: Fonsecaea multimorphosa CBS 102226
Lineage: Eukaryota; Fungi; Ascomycota; Eurotiomycetes; Chaetothyriales; Herpotrichiellaceae
Exons: 6
Coding region: 1-2757 (918 amino acids)
Biological process (GO): DNA-templated transcription; positive regulation of transcription from RNA polymerase II promoter by galactose
Cellular component (GO): nucleus
Molecular function (GO): DNA-binding transcription factor activity, RNA polymerase II-specific; zinc ion binding; RNA polymerase II cis-regulatory region sequence-specific DNA binding
Source: RefSeq, a predicted model, not a curated record
AUGGCGACUUUUAUGUCCGCCGCCGAAAGACCUCCUCUGCCCGGAGACCAGGCCAGGCAUCGCCGCCAGUACAAGGAUGCGCUUGCGUGUGAAGACUGCCGCAGGCGGAAGAGGAAAUGCGACGGAGCUCGGCCCAUCUGUGGGACCUGUGCGAAGAGGAAGGCCACCGUUCCGUGCAUCUAUACCUCGCGGAGGGGCACUGAUGAGUCGAAUUCACGAUACGUCCAACAGCUGCUCGAGCGCAUAAGCCAUCUGGAAAGCAAUUUCAACCCCAUUGGGGAGCCCAAUUUUCCCCAGCGUCCCUCUGGCAACCCACACCAAGCUCCCUUUGAGCAGGCCUGGGUGAAGCCUAAUGAGCAUCCCCAACAAGCUCCCCCAAUCCACGGUCCUGCCUCCAUACCAGACAGCCAUUCUCAGACAGCCAUCAUAUCAGACUAUCCAGUUGCCUUACCGUUGUCUCCCACGGGAGAUGCUGAGGACUCGGACAACAAUGAGUUUCCUAUCAAUGGUCGCGUCGACGCCAUGGGCGCCUGUUCCGGCGACGCAAACGAUGAAGUAGUCGGUAACGCUCCUGAAGGCCGCGUUUACUUUGGCAUAUCAUCGACCCUCAGCUUCAUGAAUCAAGUUCAAAAUGUCCUUGACAUGUCGGUGGAAAACCCUCUUGGUGAAGAACCCGACAGUGAGAUAACCGAAUCGCCCACGCUUUUCGACCUGUCUUCAGAAUCCCACUCCUCGCACAGAGGACAGACUUCACCCGUGUUGCAUGCAAACGGUCUCCGACAAAUUCGAAGUCGUCGCCGAGUUCGAUCGCAAUCAAAGUAUGACGUGUUUUCACUCCCAUCGCGGCAGGACGCAAACGAUCUCGUUGCAUCGUAUUGGAAAUGGGUUCAUUGCCUCUACCCGUUUCUAAAUCGAGAAGCCUUCGACGGUCGCUACGAAGAGUUGUGGUCCCCGUCCUCCCGUGAUCCCCUGGCUCAUCAAUUUGCGCAGUAUCAGGCCCAGUAUCCUUCCAUGAAGAGUAGAGAGACACAAAUACGUCUCUUCAAAAGAGCUGUGCGUUCGGAGAAUGUCCUCUUUCACUGCAUUGUCAACCUGGUGUUUGCACUCGGCUCUCAAUUUCAUUCUGAUAUUGACCCAGCCGAGAGAGGCAUCCAUGGUGACGCAUUCUACCAGCGAGCAAAGCGACUUCUGGAGCUUGACUUCAAUAUCAUGGCCCAUGGCUGUGUGCAAUUGGUCCAGACGUUCUUGUUGAUGUCACAGUACAUACAGACCAGCGAGAUGUCUGGAGGGUGUUGGAAUUGCGUCGCAACGGCUACUCGAGCUGCGCAGACUAUUGGCUUACAUCUCGAUGCCCAACUUCCUUCUCGGUCUGAGCUUCCACUCGACCGCAAAAAGGAGAACGAGAUUAAUUUGAGAAGGCGUCUGUGGGGUGGUUGUGUGUUUUUUGACAGAAUAUUGGCCAUGACGUACGGCCGACCCUCAAUGGUUGAAUCGAAUCUCUCUGCCAAAUGGUCUGCAGCAUUCUCUGCGCUGUCAAAUGAACCCGCUCCUUCCCAGGUUGAAACGGAUGCUGCCAAUUUGUGCAACUCUGCAGACUAUCUCGCCUUCUAUUUCCAGACUCUCAAGCAUGCGGAGAUCCUCAAGAUGAUCGUCAGCACUUUCUAUCGCGAGGCCGAUGGCAGUUCAUUGCCGCUUGACCGCUCCCAACAACCUGGCGAACCCGGCGCGGACAGCUUCGCCGGCCACAAGCAAACUAGGAAACUUACCCCUGCCGAUGUCCAGGCACUGUUGGAGCUGGAGGAUUCCUUGAGAGCUUGGCAAGAGCAGUUGCCCGAUCACCUGCGGGUUGCUUCAUCUCCCGACAAACAGCUUCACGUUGCCACAACUCGUCCCGUAAAUAGCGAAAUCAUGAAGGUAUAUGCAAGGCAAGCAAACGUCCUCCAAGCUCGCUAUCUCCACUCCCGCAUCAUGCUGUUCCGGCCGGCUCUUCUCCAGCUGUGCGCUUUAAGUCAAUCCAAGGCACGCGGCCACGAAACUGAAGAAGUUAGGAUGUCGGAAUUGCAGCAUGUAGUGGUUGUUCAAGCGGCCACCAUGUGCAUUUCCGCCGCCCAUGAUUUGACGGACCUGAUAUACUACCACAAGGGACUGGACAAUGAAGUGUUGCCAGAGUGGUGGUACAAUGUCUUCUACAUUUACACCUGCGCCACCGCUCUCCUGGCAGCCCAGCUGUGCAUGCAUGCGUUUGAGCUGCUAGGUAGCGUGCCACUGAGGCAAAGCUGGGAGAAGUGCUUGGAAAGCUUGAAAAUGUAUCAAGUCCGCAGUGUCUCUGCGCAGCGCUGUCUUCGGGUGCUGGAGUUGAUCGACCAGCGACUCCGGACCAGACGAGCAGGGUUAAGCUCCCAAUCCGCAGCUGGCUCCGCGAGGCAAUCUGCUGCGAAUCAUGCUGGCUCGGACGCUGGCGCGAACAACACCCGAAGACAUGAUCAUGCAACAGGAAAUAGGGACGUUGAAAGAGGCGCAAUGCCAGACAUGAUUCCAACCACCUCCGUCAACAUUUCAAAUCAGCACCAGCAUCUAGUGCCAGGUAUGUCUGCCGAACACAUGGACAUGUCUAUGAACCUGUCGCCUGAUUUGGGCAUCGGCAUGAAUGAGAUUGUGGCGGACUGGAUGCAGAGUCCGCUGGAUCUCGAGUGGUUGACCUCAGCGCCAUUCGAGAUGGAAUUCGACGGACCAAUUGCGGAUGUGUUCGUGGGAUAG